AUGUCGUCUAAGCGAUCGGCCUUCGGUGAUAUGGACUCCCGACGGCGUCGCGCCCACACUAAAUCGCGCCACGGAUGCCGCAACUGUAAGCUGAGGAGAAUCAAGUGUGACGAACAACAGCCACAAUGUCAAAAAUGCGCAUCGUUUGGCGUUCUCUGCAAUUAUAGUUCGGCUCAAGGUUCAGAUUUGCAACCUGCAUGGCAAGAAGCUCAAAUGAAAACAAAUGAACCAUCCUUCAAGCAAGCAGUAUUCAGUUUCAAGCCCCAGAUUCUUGAACUUUCAAAUUUCUCGGUAAUCACCGUGGGGAGUGGAUAUAGCUCUUUUACAAUGGACCAAGAAAGCCUGGCUCGGUUAAACCGGUUUCAGACACGCACCGUCUACUCUUUUGGAACCAAAUCGGCUUUGAAUAUUUACCAGAAUGAUGUCGUCCAGCUUGCACUAGAACAUCCAUUCUUAAUGCACGUUAUCUUGGCUGUCACAGCAAUCCAUGAUCGUCAUUUGUUACCAGCACCAAAAAACGGUACUCGAUCGCUUACGGAAAUAUACCAUGGAGCCCAAGGGGCUGCACUUCUCGCUGAAAAGCUCUCUCGUCCCAUAGCCUAUGCCGAUCGUGAUGCUCUCUGGUCCACUGCCGCGAUGAUAGGAGUCGCUACUAUGACUUCUAUUGAAGCCUCCAACCCAAUGGAAGCAUGGCCAAUGAAGCCAUUUGAAUCAACAGAUCUUGGCUGGUUAAGUCUCACCAAGGGUAAAGAAGCAGUAUGGCGAGCAACGAAUCCACUCCGGCCGGAUAGCAUCUUCUACCGCAUGGCAGACGACUAUCGCGCACACAGGAAUCCGCCACGCCUUCGUGAAAUAGCAGAUAUACCGUAUGACUUUGUUCAUCUGUGCUCUUUAGAUGGCCGAACGCCUUUGGAGCAGAAUCCAUAUUAUACAGCGGUUUCAUUACUGGCUGACUUCAUUGAACUCGAGAGUUCUUCACGUUCUACAGAAGAGUCUCUGCCAAGAUUUGUCUCUUUCCUUGGCAUUAUGACUUCUGAUUUUCGAUCAUUAUUGUAUUCGAAAGAUCCCCGGGCUCUGCUGUUAUUUGCUUAUUGGUACUCUUUUGUGGAUGCCUCACGGUGGUGGAUAGCCAGGCGAGCUUGGAUAGAGUGCCAGUCAAUAUGCUUCUAUUUAGAUCGAUAUCAUGCUAGCGAUAGCAAGAUCCAGGCGUUGCUUGAACGGCCCAAGAGGAGAUGCGGACUUAUGGAUUAG
Molecule: messenger RNA, 1251 nt
Organism: Penicillium malachiteum
Lineage: Eukaryota; Fungi; Ascomycota; Eurotiomycetes; Eurotiales; Aspergillaceae
Product: Zn(II)2Cys6 transcription factor domain-containing protein
Exons: 3
Coding region: 1-1251 (416 amino acids)
Biological process (GO): regulation of transcription by RNA polymerase II
Molecular function (GO): zinc ion binding; DNA-binding transcription activator activity, RNA polymerase II-specific
Source: RefSeq, a predicted model, not a curated record